Molecule: messenger RNA, 3736 nt
Organism: Macaca mulatta (Rhesus monkey)
Lineage: Eukaryota; Metazoa; Chordata; Mammalia; Primates; Cercopithecidae
Source: RefSeq, a predicted model, not a curated record
AAAGAACCUGGGUUUCUCUCUCUAUGUGUUUUCAUGUCCCAUUACUUGGCUCAAACUUCCAUCUAGCACCUGGCAAAAUAGAACCUGCUGACCAGUGGGGCCUCCUCAAAGAGGUUCCAACUUAACAUUGAGUUCUGUGAGAAAGUGGAAGCAAAAUACCAGUGAGAAGCAAUAGCAGUCUCAUCUGCCCAGGAGCAGAGAGUACAGGUUGGCUCUUAAGGUCUCCUGGAGCCCCACUGCACAUGUGCCUGCAGAUCAGUGGCAGCUCCCAGAGAGAAGCUAGGGGAAGCUUCUGAUCCCUGGGGCCCACAAGAGUAAUGCUCUCUCUGUCUGGGUCAUAGAUCCCAGGCCUCCCGCAUCCAGAGUUUCCAGGAUGGCUUCUGCAUCAACUUCUAAAUAUAAUUCACACUCCUUGGAGAAUGAGUCUAUUAAGAGGCCGUCUCGAGAUGGAGUCAAUCGGGAUCUCCCUGAGGCUGUUCCUCGACUUCCGGGAGAAACACUAAUCACUGACAAAGAAGUUAUUUACAUAUGUCCUUUCAAUGGCCCCAUUAAGGGAAGAGUUUACAUCACAAAUUAUCGUCUUUAUUUAAGAAGUUUGGAAACGGAUUCUGCUCUAAUACUUGAUGUUCCUCUGGGUGUGAUCUCAAGAAUUGAAAAAAUGGGAGGCGCAACAAGUAGAGGAGAAAAUUCCUAUGGUCUAGAUAUUACUUGUAAAGACAUGAGAAACCUGAGGUUCGCUUUGAAACAGGAAGGCCACAGCAGAAGAGAUAUGUUUGAGAUCCUCACGAGAUACGCGUUUCCCCUGGCUCACAGUCUGCCAUUAUUUGCAUUUUUAAAUGAAGAAAAGUUUAACGUGGAUGGAUGGACAGUUUACAAUCCAGUGGAAGAAUACAGGAGGCAGGGCUUGCCCAAUCACCAUUGGAGAAUCACUUUUAUUAAUAAGUGCUAUGAGCUCUGUGACACUUACCCUGCUCUUUUGGUGGUUCCGUAUCGUGCCUCAGAUGAUGACCUCCGGAGAGUUGCAACUUUCAGGUCCCGAAAUCGAAUUCCAGUGCUGUCAUGGAUUCAUCCAGAAAAUAAGACAGUCAUUGUGCGUUGCAGUCAGCCUCUUGUCGGUAUGAGUGGGAAACGAAAUAAAGAUGAUGAGAAAUAUCUCGAUGUUAUCAGGGAGACUAAUAAACAGAUUUCCAAACUCACCAUCUAUGAUGCAAGACCCAGCGUAAAUGCAGUGGCCAACAAGGCAACAGGAGGAGGAUAUGAAAGUGAUGAUGCAUAUCAUAACGCCGAACUUUUCUUCUUAGACAUUCAUAAUAUUCAUGUUAUGCGGGAAUCUUUAAAAAAAGUGAAGGACAUUGUUUAUCCUAAUGUAGAAGAAUCUCAUUGGUUGUCCAGUUUGGAGUCUACUCAUUGGUUAGAACAUAUCAAGCUCGUUUUGACAGGAGCCAUUCAAGUAGCAGACAAAGUUUCUUCAGGGAAGAGUUCGGUGCUUGUGCAUUGCAGUGACGGAUGGGACAGGACUGCUCAGCUGACAUCCUUGGCCAUGCUGAUGUUGGAUAGCUUCUAUCGGAGCAUUGAAGGGUUUGAAAUAUUGGUGCAAAAAGAAUGGAUAAGUUUUGGACAUAAAUUUGCAUCUCGAAUAGGUCAUGGUGAUAAAAACCACACCGAUGCUGACCGUUCUCCUAUUUUUCUCCAGUUUAUUGAUUGUGUGUGGCAAAUGUCAAAACAGUUCCCUACAGCUUUUGAAUUCAAUGAACAAUUUUUGAUUAUAAUUUUGGAUCAUCUGUAUAGUUGCCGAUUUGGUACUUUCUUAUUCAACUGUGAAUCUGCUCGAGAAAGACAGAAAGUUACAGAAAGAACUGUUUCUUUAUGGUCACUGAUAAACAGUAAUAAAGAAAAAUUCAAAAACCCCUUCUAUACUAAAGAAAUCAAUCGAGUUUUAUAUCCAGUUGCCAGUAUGCGUCACUUGGAACUCUGGGUGAAUUACUACAUUAGAUGGAAUCCCAGGAUCAAGCAACAACAGCCGAAUCCAGUGGAGCAGCGUUACAUGGAACUCUUAGCCUUGCGCGAUGAAUACAUAAAGCGGCUUGAGGAACUGCAGCUCGCCAACUCUGCCAAGCUUUCUGAUCCCCCAACUUCACCUUCCAGUCCUUCGCAAAUGAUGCCCCAUGUGCAAACUCACUUCUGAGGGGGGCCCUGGCAGUGCAUUAGAGCUCGAAAUAAAGGCGAUAGCUGACUUUCAUUUGGGGCAUUUGUAAAAAGUAGAUUAAAAUAUUUGCCUCCAUGUAGAACUUGAACUAACAUAACGUUAAACUCUUGAAUAUGUGCCUUCUAGAAUACAUAUUACAAGAAAACUACAGGGUCCACACGGCAAUCAGAAUAAGGGAGCUGAGAUGAGGUUUUGGAAAACGCUGACACCUUUAAAAAACAGUUUUUGAAAGACAAAAUUGAGAUUUAAUUUACCUCUUGAGAAAUACUAUAUAUACAAUAUAUAUUUUGUGGGCUUAAUUGAAACAACAUUAUUUUAAAAUCAAAGGGAAAUAUGUUCAUGAAAUGCAUUUUCCUGAAGCUGCUUAACAGUUGCUUUGGAUUAUUUAAUAUGAAUCCAAAUGUGAAAGAUGCAUGUUACUGCCAAAACCAAAUUGAGCUCAGCUUCUUAGGCAUUACCCAAAAGCAAGGUGUUUAAGUAAUUGCCAACUUUUAUACCGUCAUAAGUGGUGACUUAAGGAGAAAUAGCUGUAUAGAUGAGUUUUUCAUUAUUUGGAAAUUUAGGGGUAGAAAAUGUUUUCCCCUAAUUUUCCAGAGAAGCCUAUUUUUAUAUUUUUAAAAAACUGACAGGGCCCAGUUAAAUAUGAUUUGCUUUUUUUUAAUUUGCCAGUUUUAUUUUCUAAAUCCUUUCAUGAGCUUGCCUAAAAUUCAGAAUGGUUUUCGGGUUGUGGCAGACCCCAAAGAGAGCACUGUCCAAGGAUGUUGGGAGCAUCCUGCUGCUUAGGGGAAUGUUUUCACAAAUGUUGCUCUAGUCAAUCCAGCUCAUCUGCCAAAAUGUAGGGCUACCGUCUUGGAUGCAUGAGCUAUUGCUAGAGCAUCAUCCUUAGAAAUCAGUGCCCCAGAUGUACAUGUGUUGAGCGUAUUCUUGAAAGUAUUGUGUUUAUGCAUUUCAAUUUCAAUGGUGUUGGCUUCCCCUCCCCACCCUACGCGUGCAUAAAAACUGGUUCUACAAAUUUUUACUUGAAGUACCAGGCAGUUUGCUUUUUCAGGUUGUUUUGUUUUAUAGUAUUAAGUGAAAUUUUAAAUGCACAGUUCUAUUUGCUAUCUGAACUAAUUCAUUUAUUAAGUAUAUUUGUAAAAGCUAAGGCUCGAGUUAAAACAAUUAAGUGUUUUACAAUGAUUUGUAAAGGACUAUUUAUAACUAAUAUGGUUUUGUUUUCAGUGAAUUAAGAAAGAUUAAAUAUAUCUUUGUAAAUUAUUUUACGUCAUAGUUUAAUUGGUCUACCAAGUAAGACAUCUCAAAUACAGUAGUAUAAUGUAUGAAUUUUGUAAGUAUAAGAAAUUUUAUUAGACAUUCUCUUACUUUUUGUAAAUGCUGUAAAUAUUUCAUAAAUUAACAAAGUUUCACUCCAUAAAAAGAAAGCUAAUACUAAUAGCCUGAAAGAUUUUGUGAAAUUUCAUGAAAACUUUUUAAUGGCAAUAAUGACUAAAGACCUGCUGUAAUAAAUGUAUUAACUGAAACCUAAAACUA